AUGCUUAGCUUGGCCAAUAUUGCCUCAACAGCCACGUCUUGCACGUCUGGGCAGUGGGUCGAUUUGGCCUCAAUUCCGAAGCCUCGCCAAGAGCACGGUACCGUGGCAAUAAACAACACGACCAUUGCCAUUGUUGGUGGCAUUGUCCCUGUUGGAAACAGUACACAGACAACCGACUUGUUGCAGCUCUAUGAUAUUGACUCUAACACCUGGGCCACGGCAUCAGCAGCCCCCUACAAGGUCAACCAUCCAAAUGUCGCCGCAGUAGGCCAAACACUGUAUCUGCUCGGUGGCUUGGUCGAGGGUGCCCUUAGUCCAGGCAUUUCUAUGAACUGGGUGGCAUCCAAAGCUUGUCACGCGUAUGACCUUUCGACCGACAUUUGGACCGAGUUCCCUCCUAUGCCCAACGGGACAGAGAGAGGAAGUGCGAUUGUCGGAGUCCACGGGGAAGUGAUCUAUCUUGCUGGUGGAAUGACAGUGCUGCAGACCGGAUAUCAGGACGCGGUCGAUUCUGUCAUAUCCUUCAACACCACCUCCAGCGAGUGGCAGAGGCUAUCGGCAGCUGCCGCCGAGUUGCCUGAGAGCCGCCAACACGCCGCUGGCUCAGUGGUCGGUGAUGCUUUCUAUGUUGUCGGCGGCAGACGAUAUGGCCAGUUGAACACUCGUGACACUGUCUUCAAGCUUGAUCUGGCAAAUCAAACAGCUGGCUGGCAAAUAAGUCCAGGCCGUAUGCCGACGACUCGUGGGGGCUUGAAUGGAGGUGCAGUGGGAGCGAAGUUCUAUGCUUUCGGUGGCGAGGGAAACUCGGAAUCUUCCACAGGAGUCUUCAACCAGUCCGAGGUCUUGGAUACGGAGUCUCAAGAAUGGACCAAGUUAAAGCCCAUGCAAGUGCCCCGCCAUGGGACGCAAGCAGCUGCGGUGGGUGGUCUGGUGUACAUUCCGGGAGGUGGACUUCAGCAGGACGGCAAGCAGGUUAUGACUGAUGGGACCACGACUUUCCAGCAGCCAACCUCGCAUUUCGAUGCUUAUUGUGCUUGA
Molecule: messenger RNA, 1038 nt
Organism: Diaporthe amygdali
Lineage: Eukaryota; Fungi; Ascomycota; Sordariomycetes; Diaporthales; Diaporthaceae
Product: Kelch-like protein terF
Exons: 1
Coding region: 1-1038 (345 amino acids)
Molecular function (GO): protein binding
Source: RefSeq, a predicted model, not a curated record